Molecule: messenger RNA, 654 nt
Organism: Aspergillus viridinutans
Lineage: Eukaryota; Fungi; Ascomycota; Eurotiomycetes; Eurotiales; Aspergillaceae
Exons: 2
Coding region: 1-654 (217 amino acids)
Source: RefSeq, a predicted model, not a curated record
AUGACGGAUCAGCCCAAAAAAAGGCGCGCAACGGUUAGUGGUCCGACAGGCUCCGACAGGAAGAAACCCCGGCGCACAAAGCCGGAAAACAGCACCUCGGAUGAGCCCAUUGUGCUCGACCAGAUCCCCAGUCACCCGCCAUCUCCAGCUCUGCCGAGAUCCACCCGAGCUACCGCUCCAGCUCCAGCUCCAGCUGCUCGCCGCGCCGCUCCUACUGCUCCCCCGCUGAUCUCCACCGGGUCCGUGGUCGCAACCUACUCGCCCUGUCUUCGGUGCGUCAAGAAAUGGACCGAGGACGACUCGACCAUCUGCCACCGCGACGCUGCCCUCGGGAAGUGUCGUUCGUGCAGCCGAGCCGGCGCAGAAUGCAGCGCGCUUCCGAAUCACUUUUACGGCCCGCUCUCUGUCGCGCAGAAACUCACUGGUCGUGCUCGACGGAGAGCCUGUGCUGGGAUCAAGGAUGCUCUGGAGGCGUAUGAGCGCAAGAAUGAAGAGGAAAUACCUAACAAGGAAAAUGCUGGAUCUGGAUCGUCGGCGCAGGAGAGGGGCGAGAUGUUGAAGGCGAUCCGGUCGUUGAAUAAGAAUGUGUUUCGGUUGAUGAAUACCAUUCGGGAAGUUCGUGGGAUGGAGCUCAUCUCUGACGAGGAGACUUGA